Molecule: messenger RNA, 2487 nt
Organism: Tuber melanosporum (Perigord truffle)
Lineage: Eukaryota; Fungi; Ascomycota; Pezizomycetes; Pezizales; Tuberaceae
Exons: 3
Coding region: 187-2295 (702 amino acids)
Source: RefSeq, a predicted model, not a curated record
GCAGUGUAAAAAGUCGUCGCGCCUUACGACCGCCGCCACGACGUAAGUUAUCGUUCUUCCUACGCAGCUUAAACCCGCCAGCACAAAGGGUCCCAAGCCAUCAAAUUUUUUGGCGGCCGCCUCCUUCCCUUUUUCAACCCUCCCCGAGGAGACCCCUGAGGGCCUUCAAUCCAUUUGACCGAAAAUAUGGUUCCUCCACCAAUCCAGAGCAAGCAUCGUAAGCCCAUUACCUACGGCCGCCUUUCCCAUUCGAAUUCUACGAAUUUCAAGGUUUUUCAAGACACAGUUGAGGGAAGAAAUCGCAACGAAGAGCCUAGAGCUACUGAAAUAGUGCCUAGACGUGUUCGAGCCUCGGGGUUGUUACCGACCUUACCACCAAUGGCUGAACAAUCUUUUCAGCGUUCUGAGUUUAACAGUAUCUAUCACAUAGGCGAUGAUGUUGGCGGGGACCCAUUUGCUGAUCCCCCUGCCCUGAACCCCCAGGCGCCCGCCAGGUUAGUCCAUACAAAGGAGGUCAAGCAAUCAUCGCUAUCUAGGAAGGUAGCGUUAGCAGAAAAAUCUGCCAACUAUCCAAUUCUUAGGAACACUACCGUUGCUAUUACAAGUGAUGCAGCAAGUCCAAGUGGUACAGACCGUACUAGUGGGCCACCCCCACGUCCUCGUAAAAUCCGUCACUAUGCGCCCAGCCUGGGAGACCAAGACUUGUCAUAUCUUUUAUCUCCUUCCAAAGCCCGAAGUCCUAUAUCUGAAGAUAAUUUUCGACGAUCCUCGACCAGAGCCGGGGAAAGAAAAGUUAACAGGCUAUAUAGUACACCACCUGCAGGAUCAGGAGUCGAUCAACACGGAAUGGCGGAUGGAAAUACUAGAGCCAGUAUCUGGGUGCGUGACAAGGCAGGGUAUUUAAUGAAAAAGACUGCUGGGAAGAUGGGCUCAUCUCCCCCCAAUGCAAGGUGCAAAUCUCACCGUGAGGAAGCGACUCCCACAACUCUGGGAAAGACUUCCAGAGGCGGGGUCCGGAAGAAUAUCUUCCCCCGAUACUCGGUUGAGGGGAUGAAAAGGAGAAGAAAAGGAUAUGACCCAGUGCCUGCAACUACUGAUUGUGGAACCGGGUACGAGAGUAAUGGAGAUUCAUCGGUGAAGGACCCAUUUGGCUCAGGUCAAGACGGUGACUUUGAGCAUGGGAUUUUUGCUGGAGAGAGCUCAGACUACCUCGUGGAAAUACCAAAGAAACGUCGAAACGCUCAAGAACCGUACGGUUGGGGCGCUAGAGCACAAAGUACACAAAAUUUGUUGGCCCAGGUGAAAGAGACGAACCCUUUCAUGAAAGAAGCCGGCACUAGAUACAGGUCUCGAAAUUUUAAAUAUGACGCAGAAUUGGAAGAUAGAAAUUCAGGGGAAGAUUGGGAUGAAAGAGAAGCAUUAAUUGCCGGUGCUGCUGAGAGUCUUAUGGCUUACAUGUCUGACAGUAAUGAGAACGUUCCCCCCGGCCCAGUCGUGCAGUCAACCUCCAAAAGCCCAUCUUGGAGUCAGCUGAGAGAUCACAGAAAGAAUAAGUCAAAGAAACAAGCCGGAAAACCCCCUCCUCCCGAGAAUAAGAGAAAUUCCAGGUCUAAGUUCCUCGCGUCUGCGGGGGAUACUGGUACAGACUCAUCUGUGGGCUUAAGCGCCAAAGGGUCCUCCGCGGAUGUGGCACGGGAGAGCCCCGAGGGUAUUCCCACGGUUCAUACCCCUGGUGGUAUAAAGCACCACGACGUCAAGAGCGGCAAAUUAGUACGCAACAAAAAACCAGGUGAGGACGGCCUAGGUUCGUGGGACAAUCCGGGUGGUCGUAAAUCCUUUCCCGACUCAUUGCCGGUGAGUGUGAGUCCACAAAAUGCAACCUACCCAGGCGCCUCGCAAACGGGAGGAACCGAAGACUCUAGGCAGGGUAGUAGGAUUCCGAAUGCAGGAAUCGGCAAGGAUACUAGGAGCAAAGCUUCAUUGGGCACUAGACGCAUGCGAGAAAAUAGACAGGGCAAAAAUGGCAAACCUAUAACUCCCCUUGAAGACUCCACAUUCCAAGGCCCUAUCAGAAUACCUCGAAAUACUUCGGCAAAUAUAGUUGGAAACAAGUCAGUUGGCAGCCAUAGCCACGGGGCGGCACCGCUAGGGAAAACCCCACCAAAAAGUAUGCCCUACAAUACAAAGCGGAAGAAGGAUGUCGAGAAAAAAACUGGUGGACCGAAGGUGGAGAUGGUUUGUGAAGACGAUGACCUCGACGAACUUCAGAUGGACCUCCCCGGCAUGAGGAUUUGAGUGUGGUGAUAAUGGGAUAUAUCCCUCUGGCAUUGUUUGGCGCAGUCUCAUACCAUAGAUCCGUCUGGCUCAUUUUUGUCCUCAUUUUUUACCUCACGCUGCUGAUUCGGUUGUUCUUUUACUGGCGAUAUUAUUAAUCGGAUCUGUACCUUUUUAAGACACCCUAAUGAUUACUUUUAACAGUUUCAAUGG